GCUGCAAAUGACGAAAACAUCAAACUAAAACUCAUUCUUGUGUUAAACUUUUCAAUCUGUGUGGUUUGAUUUGGAAAAUGGGUUCUUACUCCAGCCCACACCAUUCAGGAAAUCCUUCACUUAAAUUCAUGCCCAAGGAGGGGAAGACGAUGAUCAUCCAUCCCAAGGAUCUCACUAUUGUUUGGGGCAACGACAACCGAUACUGGAGUGUACCCAAAAAAGAGAAUUCGUUUGCAGAACUACAGCAGGUGAGCUGGCUGGAGGUGACGGGAGUGGUGGACGACACCACUCCAAACAAGAACUGCGAAGUAGGGUUUCGGGUAUCAUUGAAUCCGGAUGCAUUCGGGUGGGGGAAGUAUCCCAUCUACAUCAUGAUCAAGAAGGGGGGGAACACCUCCUGGACCAAGAUCACCAUAAACCCUAAUCAAAAGGGGGAGUUUGAAAUCCGAGGGAGGUGGAUGAAAGCCGAUCACCACAUCCAAAAUAAUGAUCGCAAGCUCUUCUUCGGAUUGUACGAGGUUUGGAGUGGCAAGUGGAAGGGAGGCCUCAAGAUUCACUAUGCAUAUAUCAAGGACUUGCCAUGAACCACAUCAUGCAACUUUCAUACUUAAUUAUUUCCUACUUUUUCAUGUAAUGCAAUGCUGAGAACAUAUUCUUCUUCUUUUCCGAAGAAUUUAAGGUACAGACGACUCUCCUUUUGUAAUAAGCUUUGCUUCUGCUUCAUCUGGUAAUAACUUUGAACUCAUCA
Messenger RNA from Salvia miltiorrhiza (redroot sage), 748 nucleotides. RefSeq names its product protein PHLOEM PROTEIN 2-LIKE A9-like. NCBI's taxonomy places the organism in Eukaryota, Viridiplantae, Streptophyta, Magnoliopsida, Lamiales, Lamiaceae. The record is from RefSeq and is a predicted model, not a curated record.